Molecule: messenger RNA, 4821 nt
Organism: Labeo rohita (rohu)
Lineage: Eukaryota; Metazoa; Chordata; Actinopteri; Cypriniformes; Cyprinidae
Gene: invs
Product: inversin
Exons: 19
Coding region: 264-3449 (1061 amino acids)
Biological process (GO): protein localization to ciliary inversin compartment
Cellular component (GO): ciliary inversin compartment
Molecular function (GO): protein binding
Source: RefSeq, a predicted model, not a curated record
GUGUUUGCGGUCUCAAGAUAUUUUGGAGUAUCAUUGACCAAGAGCGAGACUUAAGUCCCGAAAAGUAUGAAAAGUUGCAGUGCGUUGGGAAAGUUUGUGAUGUUUAAUAUCAGAGAUGGAAGUAUCAGAUUAAUUGUGUUUCACCUUGAAUGUGAACACUAGAUCAGAGCUGCCAGGGGGAUCUGCAGCUACGCCAAGCCCAGCAAGGCUUCACUUAGCUGGGUAACAUCUGCUGAGGCCUCCCCUGCCUCCUGGACUUCACCAUGGCGAUGCUGCUCCCCCAGAAUCCAUCUCAGGUGCAUGCGGCUGCUGUGAAUGGAGACAAAAACACCUUACAGAGACUGAUCACAGCAGAGUCUCGUCUACGGGACAGUGAGGAUCAGUUCGGCCGGACUCCUCUGAUGUAUUGUGUACUGGCCGACCGGUUGGACUGUGCAGAGGUGCUACUUAAGGCCGGCGCAGCCGUCAACAAGACUGACCACAGUCAGAGGACCGCACUGCACCUCGCAGCACAGAAGGGCAACGUGCGUUUCAUGAAACUCUUACUCUCGCGCCACGCCGAUUGGCGGCUGAAGGAUCUGGAAGAAAUGACUCCGUUACACCUGGCAACCCGACACUCGAGCUCCAAACCUCUGUCUCUGCUCCUCAAGCACAUGGCACCUGGCGAGGUGGACACACAGGACAGAAAUAAGCAGACAGCGCUGCACUGGAGCGCUUUCUACAAUCACCCCGAGCAUGUUAAGCUGCUGAUCAAGCACGACUCAAACAUCGGGAUCCCAGACAGCGAAGGCAAGAUCCCCCUACACUGGGCGGCCCAUAACAAACACCCCAAUGCCACACGUACAGUGCGCUGUAUCCUGGAAGCUGCUCCCACUGAGUCCCUGCUGAACUGGCAGGACUAUGAAGGACGCACCCCUCUGCACUUUGCAGUGGCUGAUGGGAAUGAGGCGGUGGUUGAAGUCCUGACAUCAUAUGAGGGCUGCAGUGUGACAGCCUAUGACAAUCUGUUCAGGACACCACUGCACUGGGCGGCGCUGCUGGGUCAUGCAAAGAUUGUACAUCUUCUGUUAGAGAGGAACAAGUCUGGGAUGAUCCCAUCAGACAGUCAGGGAGCAACACCUUUGCACUAUGGAGCUCAGAGCAACUAUGCUGACACAGUCGCAGUGUUCCUAAAACACCCCACUGUGCGAGAUGAACCUGAUCUGGAGGGACGAACAGCCUUCAUGUGGGCUGCAGGGAAGGGCAGCGAUGAUGUUAUUAAAAUUAUGCUGGAUCUGAAAAAAGACCUGGACAUAAACAUGACUGACAAAUAUGGAGGGACAGCGCUUCAUGCGGCUGCGCUCUCAGGGCAUGUGUCCACUGUGCGGUUGUUACUCGAGCAGGGAGCCAUGGUGGACCCACUUGACGUAAUGAAACACACGCCUCUGUUCCGUGCAUGUGAGAUGGGCCAUCGAGAUGUCAUUCUAACACUCAUCAAAGGAGGGGCGCGUGUUGAUCUGGUAGACAUAGACGGUCACUCAGCCCUGCACUGGGCGGCUCUGGGCGGUAAUGCGGAGGUGUGCGAGGUGCUGAUGGAGAACGGGAUCAGUCCUAAUUUACAGGAUCAUGCAGGACGAACUCCCCUGCAGUGUGCGGCAUAUGCUGGCUACAUCAACUGUAUGGCCUUGCUCAUUCAGCAUGAUGCAGACCCCAAUAUCCAGGACAAGGAGGGGAGAACUGCACUACAUUGGUCCUGUAAUAACGGUUAUCUGGAUGCUGUGAAGCUGCUUCUGGGAUGCGGGGCCUUUCCCAACCAUAUGGAGCACACAGAGGAGAGGUACACACCUCUAGACUACGCCCUGCUGGGAGAACAUCAAGAACUGACCCAGUUUCUAUUGGAGCAUGGAGCUCUGUCCAUCGCCGCCAUCCAGGACAUCGCUGCCUCGUCUAUCCAGGCUCUUUACAAGGGCUACAAGGUCCGACGGGCCUUCAGAGAACGCAAGAAGCUCCUCAUGAGACAUGAGCAACUGCGCAAGGAUGCUGCAAAAAAGAGGGAGGAGGAGCGGAGACGUGAGGCAGAGCAGCAGCACUCAUUGGCAGAGGCAGAUCAGAAGCAGCUUGUCUCAUUGGCCGCAGCCAGAGUGGAAAAGCUGUCACUGGAUGAAACAGAGCAGAGCGUUAAAGAACCAGUAGUGGCGAAAGGACACAAACACAAAAAGUCCCCCAGUGCUCAUAAUGUCCAAUCACAGAGCAGGAGAGAGAAAAAACACAGAACUGAGCGCAGAACGAGAGAGGCUGAAACACCAGAGGCUUCUCUCCCCCCGGCAGCCUCUGGUCUCACGAUGACCCCCUUGAGCACCAGGAAGUGUUCAGGCACUGAGGAGGUGUGUGUGAUGGAAAAUUGCGGCCCAGACACAUGCAUAUCUGUGGAAUGUGGCUCCACAUAUGAGCGCCGAUCUCCCGCUGGGUCCAGUCGACCAGGCAGUGCCAAACCGGUCAACGCAGGGGCCCAUGUAGCACCAGGCCACAUGGAAACCACCACAACACCCAAAUCAGCAAUACAUAACAGACCCAGGACUACAGGAGCCCAUUUAAAACAAGCGACCCAUGCUACACCACGAUCCACAGAGACACCGACAGACAGCGUUUGUAAAUCAGCAUCCAGGGGGAACAGGCCAGCAUCACAACACAGAUCUACAGGAAACCAGCCAUCUAACAUCUCCAACUCCACCUCUGUCACACGACAAAAAGAGAGACGAGCAGAAAGAGAUAAGGAUAACAGAUCAAGGACUGAGGGGGAUAAACAGACCGGCAGAGAGAAACAGAAAUGUACAGGGAUGGAAAGAGACAAAGAGAGAUGGAUGGGCAGAACAAGAAAAAAACAAGUUGACAAAGAGAAAGAACAGAAGAGAGACAGCAUCCAUAGUAAAAACCAGGCGGCUGUUGUGAUACAAAGAGCAUGGAAGAGCAUCAUGGGUAAUGUGAACAGAUGGCUUCGACAAAAGCAUAUGCUAUUGAUUAACAACCUCAGAGCUCACAACAGGUCUUGUAUUCGAGGUCGUCUUCGUAAGGUACUGUGCAAGGCUGGGAAAGGGGCGGAGUCUGCUGAAGUCGCAGCUCUUUUGGUUCAGCUGUUGUGGGAGUGGCCUAUUGCUCAUGAUCACACCCACUAUAAAACAUCUGACGUUCAAGCUCCUCCCACCAGGAAUGUAGGAAAAAAGAGCUCUGUGCUGCAAAAUAUAUAUGGUGGCGCCCCUUCCAAAAGAGGGCACUCUUUGCGGGCUGCAGUGCUUAAACCGCAAAGCCAAAGUCAAGCGCUGCUGGAUCUGUCACUUAAAACAAACAAACAGUUGAACGCUGUCGAGUGUGUGAGCCUCGUGGAUUCUUUAAGUCAGGCGAAGCAAUACUCUUACCAUCUACGGCCGUCCAGUGCUGACAAUCAAAGCGGUCACAACAGAACUAAGAACUGAGAAACAAACAUGCUUGGAUUUCUAGGAAUUAAAUCUUAGGGAUGACGCACAAACUCAUUAGAUGUUUAUUUAAACUGUUUAUUGCAUAAGGUACAGUAAACUCGCAUGCUCCGUAUCAUUUAUGUAUAAAAUCUGCAGUAUCACCUUGAUUACUGCAGAGGUUGGAGGUUAAACCACAAACACAACAAAUAUAUUAGAUAACCUUUCAUUCUGUCAACAACAGGUCAUAUACCUGUCAUAAGGGUGACAUAGGACUUACAUAAGACCACCUGCAUGGGAGACCACGCUACAGUCAAGACAUCAUAUUGCAGUUUUCAGCGUAUUUCUGAUAUUGUCACAGAUUUUGACAUUGUAUCCUUAUAUUCUUAUUGCCACACCCCUGUUUAUUAAGUGGGUUGGAUUAUUAAUGUGUUUAUAUCUAUCACUAUAAAUCAUUGUACUCUUUGUAUUAUUAAUGUACUAUUUUAAAAUAUAUUAUUUUGUAAAAGUGAAGAUACCUCAGUUUAUAUGUUAAAAGGGAAAUAUUUUGCUGUCAUUCUUGCCAGAUUUGCAGGUCAUGUUAGCAACUUUGUCUUUUACCCUGAGAGAGUAAUAAUUUUUUGAACUGUUGAAACAUACACUAACAUUCAGACGUUUGAGGUCGGUAAGAUAUUUUGUUUUUGAAACUCUCUUCCCACCAAGGCUGCAUUAUAACAAAAACACAGUAGAAACGGUAAUAUUGUGAAACAGUAUUACAAUUUAAAAUAACUUUAUAUUAGAAUAUGUUUUAAAAUGUAAUUUAUUUCUGAGGGUUUGCACUUAGGGCACGAUUUGGUCAGUUACCCGGAUGCGUGCCCAUAUCGGCAAUACGCGGAUGUAAACAAACAGCAUAGAUUACAGUAAACACACUACUGAAUAAGUUGUUCUACUAAUUUAUGCUGUCUAAACCGCGUGGAAAAAAACGUGUGGAAGCUGCUAAAUCGUAUAAAGAGUGACUUAGUCAGCAGGAAUAGGCGCAAUAUUUUAAGAACCUAAAGUUAAUAGGUGGUAAAGAUACAUACAAGCAACCUUAAUUGAGAAAUUAGCCUAAUAUUUCACCUACCUGACUGGAAAUGAUAAGAGGAAACACAAAUGUUGUCAAGAUUCUUGACCUGGAAGUUCAGUUCGACCAACAAAACAGACAGGAGAGUAGAUUAAUUUGGGUGGAUUUAAACUUGUGAAAUGGUGUGAAAGAACAUACCUUCUUAUGUUCAUUCAUGUUUACUUAGUGCUUUAACUAACUCAAAUAAGAAAAGAUGAUCGAUUCGAUCUGUCAAGACAUUAAAAAGCCACAAAUUUCUUAAAGGAGAACUCCACUUCCAGAACAACAAUUCACAAAUAAUUUACUCACCCC